GUAACCGACUGUAGUUGUCAUGACGUGGACUGGUCUGCCUCCACCGUCGCCUCCCAGUGAUCGGUGAUCGAGACUCAGCCGAGUAGCAGCAAAGCCAACAAGUUAGCCUCCCACCGAGCCAGACACGAUUUGUUUCACCCAGUUAACAGCUCGUUUGUUGGCUAUAAUGAGGUGGUGACCCGGGGCUGGCCAGGCCGUGAGAUGAUUGCAGCUUGGCGCAGAGAAAAGACGGAGCAGAGAGACUGAGAAAGAAGAAUGGGCAGGAGCAUCUGGGGCUGCUGGCACGGCGUCUUCUCUACUGCAUUUCUCUAUGGCUCUUUGGCCCUCUUUACCUCCAUCCUCCACAAUGUGUUCCUGCUUUACUAUGUGGAGACAUUUGUGUCCAUAUACAAGAUUGAUAAAGUCUCCUUCUGGGUGGGAGAGACAGUUUUCCUCAUAUGGAACAGUCUGAAUGACCCUCUCUUUGGCUGGCUGAGUGAUCGCGCCUUCCUCAGCUCUCCUCAGACAGGUUCUCAGAUCACAUCUCCAGAGGUGGUGCUGAAGCGCCUGAAGGCCCUCUCCACAAAUGGCCCUCUCUUUGCGCUGUCGUUCCUGGCCUUCUGGGUGGCGUGGGCCAGGCCAGGCCUGCAGUUCCUGCUGUGCCUGUGCCUGUAUGACGGUUUCCUCACGAUGGUGGACCUCCACCACAGCGCCCUGCUGGCUGACCUCGCUGUGUCUGCAGCUGAUCGCACGCGCCUCAACUUUCACUGCUCGGUGUUCAGUGCUUUGGGCUCAUUCUCCGUUUUUCUGUCCUACUCCUUCUGGGACAAGGAGGAUUUCUACUCUUUCCGUUUCUUCUGUGUGGCUCUGGCAGCUUUUUCCGUUUUCGGCUUUUUCUUUGUGUCCAGGUUGCUACAGAGUCGUUUUCAAAAAGAAAUCCGUCCAAGACACGAUGAGGCACUGACGCUCAAAGAGCUGAGUGUUGGCCAUGCUCCACUUACACACCCAGAAAAACCUGUCACUAUUGGACAGUACCUCAAGCAGCUCUCCAGACACAGGAACUUCAUGUGGUUUGUGUCUAUGAAUCUUGUUCAGGUGUUUCACUGCCAUUUCAACAACAACUUCUUCCCUCUUUUCCUUGAACAUCUCCUCUCUGACAACAUUUCCGCUUCAACGGGUUCUAUCUUACUUGGGAUCUCUUACAUUGCCCCCCACCUGAACAACUUGUAUUUCCUGACACUGUGCCAGCGUUACGGGGUUUACCAGGUUGUCCGCUGGCUAUUUUUGCUCAAACUGGGACUUAGUGUGGUUAUGGUGCUGGCAGGGGCUGACCACAUUUAUCUGCUGUGCAUCUUCAUUGCUAGUAACCGGGUGUUUACAGAGGGGACGUGCAAGCUGCUGAAACUGGUCAUUUCCGACCUGGUGGACGAGGACUUCGUGAUCAACCGCCGUCAGCAGGCCGCCUCCGCACUCCUCUUCGGGAUGGUUGCCUUGUUGACCAAACCAGGCCAGACAUUCGCUCCACUCAUCGGCACCUGGCUGCUGUGUGUUUACACAGGUUAUGAUAUUUUUGAGAGGGAGCCUGUGAAGGACUCUGUGGUUUCUGUGCCUGACGUUGCCUCUGGCUCAGGGACUCCACCUCUACGCCUGGGUUGCUUCUACAUGUUGGUGUUUGUGCCUAUCACCUGUGCCCUGCUCCAGCUGGCCGCCUGGUCUCGCUUCACACUUCAUGGCCGCAAACUGCAAGGGAUCAAGAACUUAAGACAAGGGGCCCAGCAUGGCCACCUGAUCGAUGUCAAGGCCAUAUGACCUGAAUAAAGCUGGGUGAAGCUGCACACAGACACUUUUAAAUCUUCAGUUUUACAGCCCCUUGAUAAUAAAUUAGAAGAUGAUGAAGCAGAAAGCUGCUCUGAUUCAUUCUGCAGCCACUGUUCAACAAUAUGAACCACUACAUGUGUCUUUGUGGACAUUGAGAAAUACACGAUGGGCCGACAAAUCCCUCUGGAAGGAAAAUGAAACUUGCCUUAUUUUUUUAUAUGAAAAUAUUGACCUAUAUUUAUAUUUGACAAAAGAUGACCAAAAGAUAAAGUAGAACCAAUCAAUCCUUUGGAUGUAGAAGGACCAAGGUGAUUUUUUUAUUUUUAUGGUGCAGGCCAAAGAUGGGUUGCCCUUUUUUUAGAACGGUUUGUAAAGCAUAAUUCUGGCCUGCAGUCUCAGAACCCUUUCUGCUCAGUAAUCUUCAGUAACAUCAGGAGGCGGGGAGGUUUAAACACAGAGCAACUGUUCUGAUUUUCAAUGUUAUUAACAGGAUGAAGAAAAUGAAACUGCGUUAAUGUGUUCAGAGUGCUGUUGAUGCUGCAUGGAUCCUGCACUUCACAGCUGAUUAGUAAUUGUACUGUUUCUUUAUAUUUACACAGAAUGCCCUCCCAGUUUGAUGUAGAGAACUGUAUUUUUCUGAUAACGUCCAGUAUUGAAGAUGAUUAGAAUGUUUUUGCACAAAACUGCCAUUUGUCUGUUGUACUUCUAACAUUCUGAUUGUGACAUACUUUAUGUACUGUAGUAAUAAAAGUUGGGAUAAGUAAUUUAUGCUGGUAACCAUACUAUCAAUUCAGUUUUGUAAUUUUUCAGAUUCUACAAAGAAUGUGUGACAUUAGCACAAAUAAAUCUGCUCUGCUGAAAAUCAGUUAAACUCUGCUGUGCCAUGACACCUGUGUAAGAUGAACUGAAACUUUUCUAUACUUGGUCAUAAAACUAAAAUGUGAACUGU
Messenger RNA from Toxotes jaculatrix (banded archerfish), 2746 nucleotides. It is a transcript of the gene slc68a1a, whose product is annotated as major facilitator superfamily domain containing 13A. NCBI's taxonomy places the organism in Eukaryota, Metazoa, Chordata, Actinopteri, Toxotidae. The coding region runs from base 256 to 1788 and encodes 510 amino acids. The record is from RefSeq and is a predicted model, not a curated record. The transcript has 9 exons.